Messenger RNA from Chilo suppressalis (striped riceborer), 1336 nucleotides. The record is from the annotation of a GenBank genome assembly. Lineage: Eukaryota; Metazoa; Arthropoda; Insecta; Lepidoptera; Crambidae.
AUGAUAUUUGUGGGCAACUUCAAGGCGAAUGCGAUAAAAUUCUGUUUGUUGACGGCACUGUUUCUAUUUGCGCUUUUAUCGUCGCUUGUGCCUUUCAUAAUCAGAGAGAGGAAAAUUCAAUUGAAUCAACGUCAUGUGAGGUUUGCACCAGAUUUAAAAUACAUACUUUUCUGGAACCACCCAAAGGUGAAGAAAUUUAAAUCGUUUCACGUCAAGGCCGUAAGUGAAUUUGAAAUUGGCCAGAGUUCAUUUAUAAAACAAAAUUGUCCUCAUAUCAACUGCUACAUAUCUUACAAUGCCAGUUUAUUGGAUGGAGAUCAAAGUAACUUUGACGCUGUUGUCUUUGAUGUACACGACAUCAGUAGAUUUAAAGUGAACUAUUUCAAUUUCACCAGAUCUCCUUCCCAGAGGUUCAUUUUCAGAUCCCACGAAUCCUCUGAUAACCAGCCUGUAUGUAAUCCUGUUUUCGAUAAUUUCUUUAAUUGGACAUGGACGUAUAAGCUCAAUUCUGAUAUACCUCAUCCUUUUCUUAACAUUUACGAUUCCAAUAACAUGUUGGUUGGGCCAAAAAUCAACAUGACCUGGAUUAAAACUAUGAAGCAUAGUACUGUGGCAAGAAAUAAGUUUAAAUUCAAAGACAGAGCUGUAAUAUGGAUUAUUAACAAAUGCCGAUUGAAACAUAAAUUUCAAGAUUUUGUCCACGAAUUAAGACAAGAGUUAAAGGCAUACAAUCACACGAUAGAUACGUUUGGAUCUUGUGGGGACAAUAAGUGUCCGAGUAGUAAAUUGAACGAGUGCUACAAAUUGGCUGAGAGAGAUUAUUACUUCCAAUUAGUUCUAGAAGAAUCUACUGUCGAAGAUUAUAUUACUGAAGGUAUUGGGAAGGCACUAAAUUUAUUCACGGUGCCUAUUGUUCUUGGCGAUGCUGAUUUUAGAAGAUUCAUACCGCCAGGAUCAUAUGUCAACGUGCGCGCCUUCGACAUUAAGAAACUGGGAGCGCUCGUGGACUACCUAAUAAAAACUCCUAAGGUGUACCGCUACUUCUUUGAUUGGAAAAAUCAUUAUUAUUACGCUACAAAACACAGAACGGACGUAUGCGAUCUGUGCACCAAGCUGAACGCGAACGAACGAGAAACGCACAAAAACUAUGCAAAUUUCAGACAUUGGUGGAGUUACGAAUACAAAGAUAUUUGCGAGCGGAUGCAUCUGUACGAGACUGUAAAGGGAGAACUAGGAACAGGCCUCGAGGUCAUGAACCGGGGCACCGUCCAGACAUGUGUGAGACCAGGGGGGGGGAGUCCUUAGAGAUGUCGUUCGCGCAUAUCUCCGAGGUUAG